This is a messenger RNA of Otolemur garnettii (small-eared galago), 2837 nucleotides long. RefSeq names its product casein kinase 1 gamma 2 (gene CSNK1G2). Gene Ontology annotation, cellular component: cytoplasm; plasma membrane; nucleus. Bases 485 to 1810 code for a protein of 441 amino acids. Lineage: Eukaryota; Metazoa; Chordata; Mammalia; Primates; Galagidae. The transcript is spliced from 11 exons. The record is from RefSeq and is a predicted model, not a curated record. Gene Ontology annotation, molecular function: ATP binding; protein serine/threonine kinase activity. Gene Ontology annotation, biological process: peptidyl-serine phosphorylation; signal transduction; endocytosis.
CCCCGGAGCGGGCGCGGCGGAGCGCGGCGAGCCCGGCGCCUGCCGCUCCGAACAUGCGGAGGCCGGCCCAGGCGGCGUGGGAGCCGGAGCGGGGGCCCGAGCGGGCGCCGGAGCUCGAGCCGGAGCGCGAUCGGGCACGGGGCCAGGUGCGGGGGGCCGCUCCGCGCUGCUGAGGCCGGCCCGGCCGCCGCCCGCGGGCCCGGCCACGGCGGAUCCCAGCUGGGAGCCACAGGAUUUGAGACGGUGGGACCUGUCAGCAGAAUGUCUCCUCCCCCUGAGAGCGACCCCAAGGCCACCGAGAUGAGCACCGUGUCCAGGCCCACAGGAGCACCUGCAUCUCACUAGCCGGGAGCCGUGGGCUGCCUGUGCCUGCCAGGCUGCAGUGAUGUACUAGCCACAGAAAGGCCGCAACCUCGGGUUUCCACAGACUUGGGAUUUGCACGGCAGCAGAGUCACCGUGGAGAGGCCAGGGUAUCACAAACUUAUGGAUUUUGACAAGAAAGGAGGGAAAGGGGAGUUGGAAGAGGGCCGGAGAAUGUCCAAGUCCGGCGGGGGCCGCAGCAGCCACGGCAUCCGGAGCUCGGGUACCAGUUCAGGGGUCCUAAUGGUGGGCCCCAACUUCCGCGUCGGCAAGAAGAUCGGCUGUGGCAACUUUGGGGAGCUUCGCCUAGGGAAGAAUCUCUACACAAACGAGUACGUGGCUAUCAAACUGGAGCCGAUCAAGUCUCGGGCCCCACAGUUGCACUUGGAAUACCGGUUCUACAAGCAGCUCAGCUCCGCAGGUAUGUCCAGGCCCUGGAGUGGCUGUCGUGGGGGUGGCCUGGACUGUCCUUGUACCUGUAUCUCUGUGCUCCUUGCAGAGGGCGUCCCUCAGGUCUACUACUUUGGCCCGUGCGGGAAGUACAAUGCCAUGGUGCUGGAGCUGCUGGGGCCCAGCCUGGAGGACCUGUUUGACCUGUGUGACCGCACCUUCACACUCAAGACGGUGCUCAUGAUUGCCAUCCAGCUGAUCACCCGCAUGGAGUACGUGCACACCAAGAGCCUCAUCUACCGGGAUGUGAAGCCUGAGAACUUUCUGGUGGGGCGCCCGGGGACCAAGCGGCAGCAUGCCAUCCACAUCAUCGACUUCGGACUGGCAAAGGAGUACAUUGACCCCGAGACCAAGAAGCACAUCCCGUACCGCGAGCACAAGAGCCUGACGGGCACAGCACGCUACAUGAGUAUCAACACACACCUGGGCAAAGAGCAGAGCCGCCGGGAUGACCUGGAGGCCCUGGGCCACAUGUUCAUGUACUUCUUGCGUGGCAGCCUGCCCUGGCAGGGGCUCAAGGCUGACACGCUCAAGGAGCGGUACCAGAAAAUUGGGGACACCAAGCGGGCUACGCCCAUCGAGGUGCUCUGUGAGAACUUCCCAGAGGAGAUGGCCACGUACCUGCGCUACGUGCGGCGCCUGGACUUUUUCGAGAAGCCAGACUAUGACUACCUGCGGAAGCUCUUUACCGACCUCUUUGACCGCAGCGGCUUCGUGUUUGACUAUGAGUAUGACUGGGCCGGCAAGCCCUUGCCAACACCCAUCGGCACUGUCCACACUGACCUGCCCUCCCAGCCUCAGCUACGGGACAAAGCCCAGCUGCACAACAAAAACCAGGCGCUGAACUCUACCAAUGGGGAGCUGAACGCUGACGACCCCACAGCUGGUCACUCUAAUGCCCCCAUCACUGCACCUGCAGAGGUGGAGGUGACCGAUGACACCAAAUGCUGCUGUUUCUUCAAGAGGAGAAAGAGAAAAUCGCUGCAGCGGCACAAGUGACCCCUGGGCGAAUGCAGUGCUGUGAAUCUGGGUGUAGCCCCUUAGGGCUAGAGCUUGUCCAUGAGGCCCUCAGGGCAUACCCACAGUGGCCCAGGGCCAGCUUCUGGCCCAGUGCUGGGUCUCAGACUGCAGGGGCUGCCAGGGCCUGGAUCAGCCCACUGGCCCCCACCCCCAGGACAUGGGGUCACUUCUUUCAUGUAAGACUUUGGCCGAAAUUUCUACACCUGUGUCUAGUCCUCCCCUCCAAGAGCAUUAACUAUUUAAAACAAGGAAAAAAGGAAAAAAACAGAGGCCCACCCCGCCCCCUCCCCUUGCCCACCCAUUUCUUUGCUGAAGUGAGUAGUGUGAUCCCGGAGGACCCGCCCCCUCCAGCCACCCCCAUUGUCGUCAUAAAGUCCAGCUUGUCUCCCUCGAUCCAAAGGCUGUUUUCUCGAGGGGAGGGCAGGCCUGGCCUGGCCUAGGAGGGGUGCUUCAGGCUGUGUUGCCUCCACCCACCUGGGAGGGGGCAUAGGCACUGCUGCCACAGGUGAGAUGACCCCUGGGCCACCCCAAAACCAAAGGGGUAGACAGGGCUGGGGCCAUGCCGAGGCCAGCCCCAACCAAAUGCUGCACCAAAGCUUGGGCUGGCUCAGCGCUGGCGGGGUCCUGCCAGGUGGGGUAGGCUGGCUGUGUCCCCUGCUCUUGUGCAUAGGUGCCAGGCCCUGCUGAGUCAGGACUGUGGGCAGUGGCUUCUCUCUUUGUGCUCCACCACCUGGCAAAGGAGCGGGAGACAAAAUGCCUUAAAGCCCCCAGAUACUUAUGGGGUGUGGGGGCAGCCACAGGAGGUGGCAGGGUUGUCCCCAGUGAGGUCCCUGAGGCUGCCAGGGCGGAGCAGAGCAGCUGGGGGCCGUGCGUGGGGCGGUGGCUGUGUGAGUCUAGUUCUUGCUUUACAAAGUGUACAGAAAUGGCAUUUACGUUUCUCUGAUGCUCCCUUGAAGCCAUAGAAUUUAGGGGCUUUUUUAAAAAAAUAAAGGAAAAAUGAAACCAA